This is a messenger RNA of Xenopus tropicalis (tropical clawed frog), 1446 nucleotides long. It is a transcript of the gene serpinb4, whose product is annotated as serpin peptidase inhibitor, clade B (ovalbumin), member 4. The transcript is spliced from 8 exons. Gene Ontology annotation, cellular component: cytoplasm; extracellular region. Gene Ontology annotation, molecular function: serine-type endopeptidase inhibitor activity. The record is from RefSeq and is a predicted model, not a curated record. Lineage: Eukaryota; Metazoa; Chordata; Amphibia; Anura; Pipidae. The coding region runs from base 114 to 1292 and encodes 392 amino acids.
CUGCCAUAGGGCGUGCCCACAAACUCGCAAUACAAACUCUCCUGCCUUUAAGGUAAGCUGCAGUUGCAUCAGAUUUCGAGCACCUGCUGUAAAGGUUCCAAUUAACCAUCACCAUGAGCAGUCUGAGCAAAUCAUUCUCAGAAUUUUCACUUGACCUCUGCAAAGAGCUAAAAAAAAAUCCAGAAAAGAAAAACAUCCUUUUUUCACCAUUAAGUAUCUGUUCUGCAAUGGGCUUAGUUUUAUUGGGAUCAAAGGGAGACACAGCUGCUGAAAUAGAAAAGGUAUUUCAUUUUCCUGCAGCUGCAGGCAGCAGAAGCAGUAAGCCUUCUUGUCAACAGCAGACUUGCCAAGCUCAAGGAGUUCACCUGCUAUUUAAGGAUCUUUUCUCAACACUCAACAAGCCCAAUGAUCAUUAUGAACUGAGUAUCGCAAACAGGGCAUAUGGCGAAAAAUCCUUCCCAUUUUCUGAACAAUAUUUAUUGUGCAUUGAGCAAUUGUACAAUGCAACACUUGAAUCUGUCGACUUCAAAACCAAAGCAGACGAUGUCAUACAGCAAAUAAAUGCGUGGGUUGAAAGUAAAACAAAAGGUAAAAUCCAAAACUUGUUUGCUAAGGGUUCCCUUGAUAGUACCACUGCACUGGCCUUGGUUAAUGCUGUAUAUUUUAAGGGGAGCUGGAAGAAGCAGUUUAAAAAAGAAAAUACAACGGAUGCUCCUUUCUUUCUGAACAAGAAUGACAAAACCUCAGUGAAGAUGAUGUCUCAGAAAGGAAAGUACAAACUAGGCUCCAACCCAGAACUGAAAUGCAGAAUAUUGAAACUUCCUUAUGAAGAAGGAUUCAGUAUGAAGAUUAUAUUGCCAGAUGACAUAGAUGGGUUGGCAGAGCUGGAAACUCACUUAACAUAUGAAACAUUUACAAAGCUGAUGGAUCUACAACGUACCCGAGAAGUUCAAGUUGUGGUAAAACUUCCACAAUUUAAGUUUGGAGAGACAUAUUCCCUUACAGAGGUGCUGCAGAGCAUGGGUAUGACCAGUGCCUUUCAUGGUGCUAAUCUGUCAGGAAUCUCUGAUAAAGCAGGUUUAGCAAUAUCAACAGUGGUCCACAAAUCCUAUAUUGAAGUAAAUGAAGAAGGAACCGAAGCAGCAGCUGCUACAGGCAUUGGGAUUACUGUUACAAGUGCUCCUCUCCCACCACAAGAAUUUAUAGUAGAUCGUCCUUUCUUGUUUUGCAUAGAGCAUAUAUCAACCAAAUCUUUACUGUUCUAUGGAAGGUUCACAUUCCCAGAGAUAUGAAUUGAUUAAUGUACUAAAAAAUUAUUUGACACUGAAUGUAACAGACCUUAAACUGGCUUCAUCUACCAUAUUUUUCUUUUAAAAAUGCUGAAACUGAUCUAAUGUUGCUGUAAUUUGCCAACAAUAGAAUAAAUAAAGGUGUUUUGAAAAUGUA